This is a messenger RNA of Archocentrus centrarchus (flier cichlid), 3161 nucleotides long. RefSeq names its product inhibitory synaptic factor family member 2B (gene insyn2b). The transcript has 4 exons. Lineage: Eukaryota; Metazoa; Chordata; Actinopteri; Cichliformes; Cichlidae. Bases 475 to 2313 code for a protein of 612 amino acids. The record is from RefSeq and is a predicted model, not a curated record.
AGAAUGAGACGGAGAGAGAUAGAGUGCUAAAGAAUCGGAGGAGAGCACUACUGAUGACUAAAGGACUACCACACACGAGUGACACACCAAGAAGAAGAGGAACGGAGAAGCAUGUGGACCAAAGGGGAUGAUAAGAAAAGAACAAACCAGCAAAGCCCAGAAAAGCCAUCCAACUCAUCAUCUGUGGCCCACUGGUUGGAAACUGAGAAAAUCUUUGACUGUGACGUCCAAUCGGAAGUAGCUCAAGUAGUAAGAAGAUCACUAAUGAAAGAAAGUUAAGAGUCCACAGCUUUACUGGAUAUUGAAUUCCUUCCAACAGCUUCCAACAAACUCUUUCACAUAAAUUAAUUUAGCUAAACAAGAGCUGGAAACAUUUUGGAUUUCUGUUAGAUAUAAUCUUGUUGGUGGCUGAUGUCACUGCUUGCCUCCAUCCCUUUCAGCUCCUCAGGGGGCUGAGCAAGCCUGCAGAGGAGUAUGGGCAGGAGGGUGGCUGACCCAACAAAUCCAGUCCCUGCACUGGGAGUUCCCCUGGCGGGGGGGCGAUGGGGCCCACUGUGCAGCGUCGGGGUGCAGACAUCUCCCAGACUUCGGACUCUACCCUCCAUCAAACGCCACGGCAGCCAACCAACCAACACGCAUCGGCUCCUCACCAUGGCAACAGACAAAACAACAACAAAAGCAGAGGCAGGGGGAGUUAUCAGAAGUGACAGCAACAGUCUGCCUGUGUCGAAAGAGACAUCUCAAAACGAGAUCAACAGCCUGACACAGGACGACAUGGGGUCACAGGGAUCAGGCAGUGGAGUUUACUGCCAGAUCAAAAACAUACGGACAAACCCAAAUGACACGAGAGGUAAAAGGACAGCUCGGUACACAAAUGGCAGUGUGGUAGCCUCUGAUGUGGUAGGAGGGGUUUGCAGUGAAAAUACAGAAGGUAAGGAGCCAUCCCAAGAGAGGAGAAGGGUGCAGUCUCUACGAGGGGAGGGCCAUCGUACGGUAUUAAAGACGGGGAGCAUUUGUACGACUGUACACGCCACCCCACCUCGGCCCUGCAGAGUAAUGACGACUUCUCCGCCUCGCCUUUGUGGGACAUGUGGGAGGAGAAGAUCUCAGAUUACGCCGUGCACCGGUGCAUGUCGCAGGAGGGCUGUUAAUCAAAUAACAGCUAGCCAGACUUUACCUAAUCCGCCACGCAAACCGCCUGUGGUUCCCAAUCAGUCAAGAAAAGACUCUGCUGCUAUGAACUCUGAGUCUUGCACCAAAAAACCAGACACAGCCAACACACAAUACCACACAUCAGUAAAGACUACUCAAUUAUCACAGCUGUCGCACACUAUACCAAAAGCGCACAGUUCACACUCAAACCACACAACACACACUCAGAACAAAACCAAAGAUUCACAGCAGCAGACGAGGCCGCACUCUGCAGACUUUACCUGUUACAAGGACUCAGCCACGCAGACAACAGAUACACAAACUAACACAGAUAGGACCACAGCUGACACACACACACAACAAACACCCACACCAACUUUAGAGGUGACAGAACCACACUCAAAUGACAAACAGAGUCACGUUGUGGCUCACAGUCAACACACUGAUGAAGACGCGCAUCAGCACACAGUAGCCAGUAUUUCUUCUAAGUCUCCAGCUCCUUUUUGUCACAGCGACUCAAAAUCUAGCACCACCCCACCUAUUCCACCAAAAAACUGUCCUGCACCCACUCACUCCAAACCAGCCACAUCUGUAGCGCAAACUAAAACCCAGGAGACCACAAAUAUACCCAAGCGAUCCUCGGAACGGCUCAAACUCAAGGACUACACAAAACAGAAGAGCAAAUCUUUUGAUGGCCACAGUCUGCCUUGUAAGACUCACAUGAAAGCACAGUGCAAUGGGGCACCAGGAGGACUUCUGGAUGGACAUGCAGUACAAGCGCCACGUGGGCUGGAGAAGCAGCUGCAGAGUGUGGAGGAGAACCUGCUGUCCAAUCAGGAGAAGAUAAAGGUGCUUCUCAACGUGAUUCAAGACUUGGAGAAGAGCAAGGCCUUCAGCGAAGGUCGCAGCUCAUACAGAACUGGUCAGGACAUAAACAACUGCCCCACCUGCCAAAAGACAGCCUGCAUCAUCUACAGUGUGGAGCAUGAUUUUAGGCAGCAGGAGGGACGCUUCCAGGGGGUUAUAGAGGCCCUAGAGGGGGAAUAUGAUGUGCCUGCACCAACUCUGACCAAGCCCAUGCCAGCCCCCACAUCUGCCAGUCGCCCCACCACCAAAGCACGGGUCAAGAAAUUGCGCAAGAAGUGUUUCUGGUGGCUCUAAACUCUAAGCACUGGAAAAGCCACAACUGCCCUUCCGGGCAGCAGGUGCAGGAGCAGAUUAUAUUUCAGGGGACCUAAAAUGUUGCAGAAUAAAGCAUCUCUCUCAUGUGGGUGUGGAUUGAGUUUAAGUUUAUAUUCAACAGGGGAUCUUUUCUGAGCAGCAUCCAUAUAAAUGGCACAUUUUCUACAGCAACCAAUCCUGAACCCUGACAAAGUACACCGGUGACCAGGUAUUUCAAAAACACACUAAACAAGGAGAAGAGGACAAAGGAAGCUGUUAAACUUCUCUGCCUGGGAGAAAUACUGAGAAAGAGGCUAUCCCUUCUCUUUCUCUGCAGAAACCAAUCUUUUGUGGCUAAUUUGAGAUUACAUUUUUGCCUGGAAGUGAGGACAGUGUUUUUCAAUAACAAAUCUGUUGUAGACAGAUGAAGCAUUGUCACAUUGGAUAUCAGACAGCAUACAGUUUGUCUCUUGGCUGAAUGGCUAUCUCAACAGACGGACAGAUGUACCAGCUGGGAAUGAAUUUUUACAACGGUUUUGGAUAAAUUACAGCAAUAAGCAGGGGAAUCUAAAUGAAUUUGAAAAACAAAGGAAUAUAAGAACUAAUUUGAAUGCUAUGUCUCUGGAUGGCUUGACAGCCAAAAUGUGAAUGUAGCGACAACUGAAGCACUUGAAGGAUAUCACUGGAAAACGAGCUGAUGAACUGUCUGGAUACAGAGCUUGCUCACUGAGUCAUCAGGAUUUUGCAGAGAAAGAUUGUAUUAAGAAUACAUUAAGAGACAACGUGAUAGGCAGCUGAUUGAAGACUGACAGUAUGUGUCAGAUAAUUAAAAUUUCUGUCAACCCUGA